UUUAAAAUGCCGAGCCGCGUUGGAGUCAGGUCCCAGGACGAACCAAUGAGAAGCUCCAUUCCGCCUCCGCCCCUCCUAUUCCGCCCGAGGUCAAAAGCCAUCAUCUGGUGCUUUGUGGUCUGUGCGGGAAGCCGAGGGGCGCCUGGUCGGGCGUGGCUGCUACGCUCGCCGGACCUCUGCCCACAUGGCUCUGAGAGGCGUCUCCUUGCGGCUGCUGAGCGGCGGACACCGCCUGCGCUUCCUGCGCGCUUGGGGCUCGGCAGCGGCGCAGAGCGAGAAGGGCGGAAAGACACAGAGCCGACCGGCCAAGUCCUUGCGUCCAGUGUUUGACUGGAGGGAUCCGCUGGUCCUGGAGGAGCAGCUGACAACAGAUGAGAUCCUCAUCAGGGACACUUUCCGCACCUACUGCCAGGAGCGGCUCAUGCCCCGCAUUCUGCUGGCCAAUCGCAACGAAGUUUUUCACAGGGAGAUCAUCUCAGAGAUGGGGGAACUCGGUGUUUUGGGCCCCACGAUCAAAGGGUAUGGCUGUGCUGGAGUCUCAUCAGUGGCUUAUGGGCUCCUGGCCCGGGAGCUGGAGCGUGUGGACAGCGGCUACAGGUCAGCGAUGAGUGUCCAGUCCUCCCUUGUCAUGCACCCCAUCUACGCGUAUGGCAGCGAGGAGCAGCAGAAGAAGUACCUUCCCCUGCUGGCCAAAGGGGAGCUCCUGGGCUGCUUUGGGCUCACAGAGCCCAAUCACGGGAGUGAUCCUGGCAGCAUGGAGACCAGAGCCCGCCAUAACCCAUCCAGCAGGACCUACACCCUCAAUGGGGCCAAGACCUGGAUCACCAACUCGCCUGUGGCCGACCUGUUUGUAGUGUGGGCUCAGUGUGAAGAUAAGUGCAUUCGGGGCUUCCUGCUGGAGAAGGGGAUGCGGGGCCUCUCGGCCCCCAAGAUCGAGGGCAAGUUUUCUCUGCGGGCCUCAGCUACGGGCAUGAUUAUCAUGGACAGUGUGGAGGUGCCAGAGGAGAACGUGCUGCCCAAGGCUUCUGGGCUGGCGGGUCCCUUCGGCUGCCUAAACAAUGCCCGGUAUGGCAUCGCCUGGGGCGUGCUUGGAGCCGCUGAGUUCUGUUUGCACACAGCCCGGCAGUAUACCCUGGACAGGAUCCAGUUUGGUGUCCCGCUGGCCAGGAACCAGCUGAUUCAGAAGAAGCUGGCGGAUAUGCUCACCGAGAUCACGCUGGGCCUUCACGCCUGCCUGCAGCUGGGCCGCCUGAAGGAUCAGGACAAGGCCACCCCAGAAAUGGUCUCCCUGCUAAAGAGGAAUAACUGUGGGAAGGCCCUAGACAUCGCCCGCCAGGCCCGAGACAUGCUGGGAGGGAAUGGGAUUUCUGAUGAGUAUCACGUGAUCAGGCAUGCCAUGAACCUGGAGGCCGUGAACACCUAUGAAGGCACUCACGACAUUCACGCUCUGAUCCUCGGAAGGGCAAUCACAGGGAUCCAGGCGUUCACCACCGGCAAGUGACCACACGUCAUCCAGGAGCCCAGAUGGUCCCGAGCCCCCUCCCAGGGAGCUGCUGUGAGCUGAGCUUACUCAGAAAGGUGGCAGGUAGAGCCAAUUUUUAUGGUGGGAGGUGAGAGACUGAUUUUUCAAUAUCAAAAUUUCCCUUCUGAAGUCACUCAGAUGAGCCCCUUAAAAAGAAGGUGGAACUCUGUACCGACUUUCUCAGAUGGAAACAGGUUCCACUUACCUUGGAACAGAAGCUUCUCUUGACAGAGCAGGGAGAGGGAAGGACAGUGACACAGAAGCAACCUCUGUGAGACCCACGGACCUGGUGUCUUACCGAGUAAACCCCACACACACAGCAAGAGUUCCCUGUGUGCCCUCUGACCCUCCCAUCUGGGGGAUAAGUGCCUUAUGCUGGAAGUUGGGGCAGAAUAAGGGGGGAAGAGAGAAUAAUAAAGAGACUGCAUGUCUGACCCACA
This is a messenger RNA of Rhinolophus ferrumequinum (greater horseshoe bat), 1962 nucleotides long. It is a transcript of the gene GCDH, whose product is annotated as glutaryl-CoA dehydrogenase. Gene Ontology annotation, biological process: fatty-acyl-CoA biosynthetic process; fatty acid beta-oxidation using acyl-CoA dehydrogenase. Gene Ontology annotation, molecular function: glutaryl-CoA dehydrogenase activity; fatty-acyl-CoA binding; flavin adenine dinucleotide binding. The record is from RefSeq and is a predicted model, not a curated record. Lineage: Eukaryota; Metazoa; Chordata; Mammalia; Chiroptera; Rhinolophidae. Bases 185 to 1501 code for a protein of 438 amino acids. Gene Ontology annotation, cellular component: mitochondrial inner membrane. The transcript is spliced from 12 exons.